Phalaenopsis equestris is the source of this 762-nucleotide messenger RNA. RefSeq lists its product as uncharacterized. Gene Ontology annotation, molecular function: nucleic acid binding; RNA-DNA hybrid ribonuclease activity. Bases 16 to 504 code for a protein of 162 amino acids. Lineage: Eukaryota; Viridiplantae; Streptophyta; Magnoliopsida; Asparagales; Orchidaceae. The record is from RefSeq and is a predicted model, not a curated record. The transcript has 6 exons.
UUUUUAUUGCAUCGAAUGAGUGCUUCUUGCUUGAGUUUAGAUACCCGAUGUAUUUGUAUUUGCUUCAGGAUUAGCCACGAAUCCUGGCUGCGCGAUUAUAGAAUGUCCAAAUCCUGCACUGUUGAGUUUGAUGGUGCUUGCAAAGGAAAUCCUGGGAAAGGAGGCGCUGGAGCUGUGAUACGCAAUUCUAGUGGAGAUGUGGUUGCUCGCGUGCACGAGUCUCUGAGUUAUACUACUAAUAAUCGUGCUGAGUAUGAGGGCUUGAGUCUAGGAGUUAGUAAAGCUAUUGAAAUGGGCUACAAUGAUAUUCGUGCAAUUGGUGAUUCAAAGCUUGUCUGUAAGCAGGUUGAUGGAAGUUGGAAAGUCAGAAGCGAAAAUUUGUAUGAACCUUACAAAAGGGUUGCUGAACAGAUCAGUGGGUUGAACAGAUUUGAGAUCAGCCAUGUUCCAAGGGAAUACAAUACUGAAGCUGAUGCAGAAGCGAACAGGGCCUGUGACAUGUGAGGCGGCAUAGCAUUCAAGGAGUACUUGCAGAGCAACAAUGGCUUCAGUCACUUAUUAAUACCAAGUCCUUAUUAGUGUCACCAUGCUUUGUGUCCGUAUAUAUAUGAUUAUAUGUUUAUAUAUUUAUAUGUUAUAGAAACAUAGUAACUAAAGCUGCUUUCUGCGAGUAUUCUUCCUAUAUUCGCAAUAUUAAGUAAUUUGGAUGACUGGACGGUCACUAUGGCUUAUCAUAAUAUUAUGUUUCCUUUGGACAGCCUA